UAGCUUGUCCAUUUUCCCAAAUCCCCCCCGUUCAAGUCGCCAACUACCCCUCGCAGAGGGAUUCAACUUGCAACCAUGACCGCCCUAUUCAACUUCCAGUCGCUCCUCCUCGUCAUUCUCCUCCUCAUUUGCACAUGCGCAUACGCGCACCAGCUCAUGCCCGCCAUCAUGGACCGGAACAAGGACGGCGUCAUGGGUAUAUUUUGGAAGUUCGCGAGAGUAGGCGAACGGUUAAGUCCAUACAUCAGCUUAUGCUGUGUCGUCAUGGCGGUCUCCAUGCUCAUCAACUAAACACUCAACACCCCUUUGUAUGAUUGCGCGAGCGCGGAACCCCUCUCGACGGGGGUACGAAAAGACUUGUUAUAUGGUUUGGAGUUGGUCUGGGAAAUGAAUCAUUGCUUUGUUACAUGGGUGCCAGCGCCAGGCGCAAGAGAGAUAAUACGGCUGUGGUCAAUGAGACCUGCAUAACGAUAUCAGUAGUAUAUGGGUAUUGUCCGUACUUGUCGUCGGAUGACGGUGGAAGUAAUGCAACAAAUUCUGCCACCAUCGAUGGUAAACGAUAUUGGCGUUGCUCUGGAUGUCAUUGAUAUUUGUAGACCGUGGUAUGGAUGGUUUUCAAGCUUCCAGAAUCAGCGCUCCGUUUACAUGGAAACAUUGAAACAACGAUUAUGUGCCUUCUUGUCUGUGUACGAUGCCUUAAUUGCUCUCAGAGUGAUGUGCCGCGGUCCUAGUCAGCAAAGUGAUCUGAGG
This is a messenger RNA of Colletotrichum phormii, 750 nucleotides long. RefSeq lists its product as uncharacterized. The coding region runs from base 76 to 291 and encodes 71 amino acids. The transcript is spliced from 4 exons. Gene Ontology annotation, biological process: intracellular transport; protein secretion. NCBI's taxonomy places the organism in Eukaryota, Fungi, Ascomycota, Sordariomycetes, Glomerellales, Glomerellaceae. The record is from RefSeq and is a predicted model, not a curated record.